ACCUUCUUAGGUUACAUUAUGAUAAGAAACUUCAUAAUUUAUCUAUAAAACAGUCAGUUAUCACUAACUAGUAUUCAGUUGACAGUGUUUGAAGUGUUAUAAUUUUAAUAAUAAUUUCUAAUAUUACAAAAUUGUAUUACCAUGCCUAUGAAAAGUUAUAUAUCGUACUCUAGUGAAUCACAUUUUCCAAUAGAAAAUCUUCCAUAUGGUGUAUUCUCAACUGUUGAUGAUCCAACACAUCGAAUAGGAGUUGCUAUUGGUGAUAAAAUUUUGGAUUUAAAAUAUUCCAAAAAUGUUUUUGAUCAUCCUUUAUCUGAAAUAUUUCAACAGUCGUCGCUUCAAAGCUUAAUGUCUUCGGAUAAGAAAACAUGGUCUCAAGCUCGUAAAUUGAUUCAAUCUUAUCUACGUAUUGAAAACUCUGAGAAUUUGAAAAACGGUGUAUUUUGGGAUCAAAAUGAAGUUGAAAUGCAUUUGCCUACUUCAAUAGGUGAUUUUACUGAUUUUUUUUCAUCUUAUUAUCAUGCUUACAAUUGUGGUUCUAUCAUGACACCUGAUAAACCUAUAGCAGAUAAUUGGAAAAACAUGCCAGUCGCAUACCAUAGUCGAGGAUCAUCAAUUAGGAUAUCUGGUACACCUAUUGUUCGACCAAAUGGACAGUAUUUAAAAGACGGAAAAGUGACAUUCGGUCCUACAGAAAUGUUAGAUUAUGAACUAGAAGUGGCAUUUUUUGUUGGUGGUACAUUGAAUUCUUUGGGAGAACCGAUAUCGACCAGCAGAGCUUCAGAUCAUAUAUUUGGUAUGGUUCUGUUGAAUGAUUGGAGUGCCAGAGACACGCAGUUAUGGGAAUCAUUUUUUCUUGGACCGUUCCUUUCUAAAAAUUUUAUUACGACUAUUUCACCUUGGAUAGUGACAAUGGAAGCCCUAGAAGAAUUCAAAACGAACAACUUUAAACAAGAUCCAGCUCCAUUAGAGUAUUUACUGCACGACAAUAUUAAGUACAAUUUUGACAUCAAUUUAAAUGCAAGUGUUUGUGAUCCAAAAUCACAGAAAACUUAUUCCAUCUGUAAUACCAACUAUAAGUAUAUGUAUUGGACUCCAUUACAACAAAUUGCUCAUCAUACCAUUAAUGGCUGCAAUUUACAACCGGGUGAUAUACUGUCAUCUGGAACAAUUAGUGGUCCUGAAAAGGAACAGCAAGCUUGUCUGAUAGAGAGAAAUAUCGGAGGAAAAAUAUUUGUAGAUCUAGGGGAAAGAAAGUUGAAAUUUUUUGAGGAUGGUGACGAAGUAACAAUAUCUGGAUUUUGUCAAGGAAACGGAUACAAAAUUGGUUUUGGCAACUGUAGCAGCAAAAUUCUUCCAGCAAAAAACUUUUAAAUAUAAAAUAAUAGGAAUUGUAAAAAUAAUAUAUUAUAUGAAUUAUUUUAUUUUAUUGACUGAAUUAUAUUGUGAUCUAUUUA
This is a messenger RNA of Rhopalosiphum maidis (corn leaf aphid), 1457 nucleotides long. It is a transcript of the gene Faa, whose product is annotated as fumarylacetoacetase. Gene Ontology annotation, biological process: homogentisate catabolic process; L-phenylalanine catabolic process; L-tyrosine catabolic process. The record is from RefSeq and is a predicted model, not a curated record. Gene Ontology annotation, molecular function: fumarylacetoacetase activity. Bases 142 to 1374 code for a protein of 410 amino acids. The transcript has a single exon. Lineage: Eukaryota; Metazoa; Arthropoda; Insecta; Hemiptera; Aphididae.